AAUUUACAUAGGUCCUCGAAAUUGGACAUGCAUGGGACUCGAGCUCGAUAGAGUCUUUCGUAACGUGCCACACUGCAGACAGCCAUACUACUGCAACAAACUUAUUGCUGCUAUGCGUGAAUCCGUGAGUCGUUACCCACCAACGGUAUCGCGUCGCGUCCAACGAGCAAAGCUACUGUUGUAUCCCCUGUUUCAGAUGUUCCUACCAGCUUUCUGAACCAUUCCCUGUGACAAAAGCGCGAUCCGAUCCGAUCCGGUCCGGUCCGGUCCAUCCGUCAGCGUUUCACGAGCUACUACAAGUUCAUAUUCAUCGGUUCAACUUCCAACCCACCCGCCUAGCUAGCUGUUGGGAGCAGUAACUCUCUAGCGAUCGAUCGAUCGAGAGCCAACUAUAUAAAUACUGAAUCGAUCAGCACGUAGCAGUCGACGAACGGAACGAGGUUCUUCAGCCGGAGAAAGAGAGAUAGAGAUAGAGAGAGAGAGAGAGAGAUGGACGAGUACGGGAGGCUGGCGCUCACCGUUGCCGUGGUCGCAGCGGUGACCACGAGCGGCGCGGCCGCGUGGGGCUGGCAGCAGCAGCCGCAGCCGCUGGCGCCGUGCAUGUACGUCUUCGGCGAUUCGCUGGUGGACAACGGGAACAACAACAACAUCCUGAGCCUGGCCCGGGCCAACUACCGCCCCUACGGCAUCGACUUCUACGAGGGCCCGCCCGGCCGCUUCACCAACGGCCGCACCAUGGUCGACUUCAUCUCCGACAUGCUCCGCCUCCGCCCGCCGCUACUCCCGCCCUACGCCACGGCGCGCCCGGAGGACCUCCCCCGCGGCGUCAACUUCGCGUCGGGGGCCUCCGGCAUCCUGCCCGACACAGGAAACAACCUGGGCGGGCACUACCCGUUCUCGGAGCAGGUGGACCACUUCCGCGCGGCGGUGAGCGACAUGGGGAACAGGUCGGAGUUCCGCGGCAACGCCACGAAGCUGGCGGACCACCUGGGGCGCUGCAUCUUCUACGUCGGCAUGGGCAGCAACGACUACCUCAACAACUACUUCAUGCCCGACUACUACGACACCGCGCGCAGGUACAGCCCGCGCGACUACGCCGCGCUCCUCCUCCAGGGCUACUCCACCCAGCUCACACAGCUCCACGGCCUCGGCGCACGGAAGUUCGUCAUCGCCGGCGUCGGCCUCAUCGGGUGCAUCCCUUACGAGCUCGCAAGGAUGAACGACGACGACAGCAGGCCGUCUGGGCCUAACAAUAACCAAUCCGCUGCUAGCCAAGAAGACAUUGCUAUAUCCAUUGGCAUAGGUGGCGGAGGUGGAGGAGGCGGUGUCGGCGUCGGUGGAGGAGGCGGCGGCGGCGACGACUGGAGAUCACCGUCCAUGCCACCGCCAUACGCAGACGGUGGCAGUGGCAAUGGCAGUGGCAACGGCAACGCAGACGGUGGCAAUGGCAACGGAAACAGUAGUGGCAGCCGCACCGGCACCGGCACCACGAACCCAGCGCCUGCCGGCGGCGGGUCAUGCAACGAGACGAUCAACAGCGCGAUCGACAUCUACAACAGGGGCCUUCUGGCCAUGGUGAAGCGCCUCAACAACCGCGGCGGCCUGCGCGGGGCCAAGCUCGUCUUCCUGGACACCGUGCAGAGCGGCAAGGACCUCAUGGCGAACGCGGCCGCGCACGGGUUCGCCGUGCUCGACCGCGGCUGCUGCGGAGUGGGCCGGAACAACGGCCAGAUCACGUGCCUGCCCCUGCAGCGGCCCUGCGACGACCGCGGCAAGUACAUGUUCUGGGACGCCUUCCACCCCACGGAGGCCGCCCACAGGAUCUACGCCGCCAAGGCCUUCGGCUCCAACUCCACCGCCGAAGUUUACCCCAUCAACAUCAGCCAGCUCGCCGCCAUCUGAACAAAACACUCUCAUCCGCUCCGGAUCGGAGCGACUCGUCCAAUAAUUUCGGUUUUUCAUUCAUCUUACAGUUAUAACCUCGUCUCUCGCAACACUCUAGGCGGAGCAUUAUCUGGCAUCAUCAGGUGGCAAUUUCAUUUAAUCAAGUUUAAUUUAAUUUAAUCA
Messenger RNA from Zea mays, 2067 nucleotides. Its product is annotated as GDSL esterase/lipase At1g33811. The coding region runs from base 490 to 1902 and encodes 470 amino acids. The record is from RefSeq and is a predicted model, not a curated record. Gene Ontology annotation, molecular function: hydrolase activity, acting on ester bonds. The transcript has 2 exons. Lineage: Eukaryota; Viridiplantae; Streptophyta; Magnoliopsida; Poales; Poaceae.